Molecule: messenger RNA, 1817 nt
Organism: Hymenoscyphus albidus
Lineage: Eukaryota; Fungi; Ascomycota; Leotiomycetes; Helotiales; Helotiaceae
Source: the annotation of a GenBank genome assembly
UGAAAUAAUUGAUCUAAUUAUCCUAAAUCACCCAUGUUAACAAAGGCAUGGGGAUCUCAAUCAUACCAAAAUUGCUUGCCUAAGUAUUUUCCUUCGGGUGUCGUAUAGGUAGGAUAAUAUUAUCCUAACCUAGGUGUGCUCUGAGCCGGGUAAUGACCGCAUCUCUGACUUUUUUGCCCCGCCCUCACAUCGCGAUCGCCUCCCUCUAUCCUUCUUUCAUACCACCAUUUCACAGCCCUCACAAUGGCCAAAUCCAAAGGCAAGCGGAAGCACCAAGGCCCGCAGUUUGACACCCUUUCGAAAAAGCCCAAGACGACUGCCAUUGUCACCCCUCCCCCGGACCAAUCACAAUCGACCCCGGAUGUUGAUCCCAAGAGCAUUCAGGCUAUAGGGCUGGAACCGGAUGACAUUGAACUUGCAAUUGACACGCUGCGCGCUUUAUCCGAGAAUCCCAACGUCAUCAAGUCAAAAGCAUGUAAAGAUUUAAGAACCGCCGUCUACGAAUUUCGCCAGGCUUGCACUACCGGCUUCAAUGCGAACGCAGCAGGUGGGACAACUAUGGUCAAGUCAAGAGCUUAAUGCUAAUGAUAACCAGGAGACACGAAUCUUACGGCUCGAGUCAGUGGCGCAUUGGCAGAUGGCGGAUAUGUGGAGGCACGAAUUCUCCUCGCUGAAAUGCGAAUUCGGGGCAAAACACCAAAACUGGGGGCGCUGUGUCGCUGGGUACGAGAUCUGGAUGUAGUGAGUGGGUUGGCAGAACAAUUGGACGGCAUAUCGAAAAGAACAUCGACUGAAGAGACUCUUUUAGUCGUGCUCGAUUCCAUUCUUCGUCUUACUGGACCAACAGACUACAAUGUGGGAGAAAAAGUGACUGGGCCCAUCUCACCAAUGGCAGAAUGGGAUCUGAGAGGCGACUCAAUAAGAAGGGACACCUACGCCAGUGUUCUGGAUGGCAGCAUAUCAUCUUCGCUCCCAAAAGAUACCAAUUCGAAUUUCCGAAUUAUCGAGACAACUCCUGGUCUUCAACGAAAGCCAGCAAAUCUUCACCCCGCCAUAUUAUAUACUUCCAAAGAGGACUCCAUAAACCUCUCAUCUACCCACUCAGACGCAACUCACCACAAACACCCCAUAGUUCCAAAUCUUCACUUGCUGAAAGAUGUAUUGAUGCCUGAAGAAUGUACACAGAUAAUUGCGGCUGCUGAAGCCAUAGGAUUUACGCCAGAUGCGCCAAUUCGUGAUGAAGGAGAGGAGAGUAGUAUAUUGGCCCACAAUUUCUACUGGGUUGUCGAUAACACCUUUUGUUCCAAACUUUGGAGCAGAGUCCAAUCCUUUGUCCCUCAGACCGUAGGUGGAAAAGGUGUCAGGGGAUUGAAUCGCCGGUUCCGAGUUUAUAGAUACGUACCCGGGGCAGAGUAUCGAGCACAUAUCGGUAAGAAUCACCAAGCAAUCUCAUACUUGUGCAAAUUACUCAUCGGUUCACAGAUGGCGCAUGGCCUCCUUCAUCGGUUGAUCCCCAGGAUAAGUAUAUAUAUGAUUCCUCCCCACCAGAAGCCAAACAAUCAUCUAUCUUCACAUUCCUUAUAUACCUAAACGAUGAGUUCGAAGCUGGAGAAACCACAUUCUUCUUACCAAGCGCAAGAGAGGGUGUCAUGAAUGCAUAUCCUGUCAAGCCCAUUCAAGGAAGCGUGGCAAUGUUCCCUCAUGGGGAGACGGAGGACAGUUUGUUACACGAAGGUACGGGCGUCAGAAAAGGCCAAAAACCAUCAGCCAAGUACGUCAUACGCACAGAUGUACUUUACGAUGUCGAUUCGGAAUAA